Pocillopora damicornis (cauliflower coral) is the source of this 1456-nucleotide messenger RNA. RefSeq lists its product as uncharacterized. The record is from RefSeq and is a predicted model, not a curated record. Lineage: Eukaryota; Metazoa; Cnidaria; Anthozoa; Scleractinia; Pocilloporidae. Gene Ontology annotation, biological process: cell surface receptor signaling pathway.
AGUAUCUGAAACCACGAGAGCGGCUCGAGUGUUGCUGUAGUUCGUCUUUUCAGAGAGCUAAACCUGUGUGUGUAAACUUUCUUAAUUCAUCAAUCAAAACAAAUCCUACUUUCCUAGAUGAGCGAAUUUUUUUAUGGUGUUUGCGAGGAAGACCUGGAUGGCAGUAAAGGAUUCAAAGGUAUACUGGUGCUGCGUGAGAUUUUUCAAGUAAUUUUUGACGAGGGUAGUUAACGCGUGUACAUUACCCAAAGACUUAAAUUUUCUUGGGUUUAUCAAUUGGUUACGGGCAAGAAAUCAAGGAAUUGCAGUAUACUAUUUGAUCGUUUGAAGUUCAAAAGGAAGUCUGGACAACAAAUGAAGGACGAAGGGGUUACAAAUUCACUGAUGGCCACCAACAGUGAGAGCUGCUUCGCGUCUCGCGGAUCCAUUUUUGCCAUUGUCGAUAACAUUCACUGGGCGAUCGCCAGCGCCAAACACAACAAAGCUUAUGUCCUUCGAUUUGUGCCAGUACUUAAGCAGAUUACAAAAGUUUUGAACGGAGCAGAUGUGAAAUUCAUACGCCAAGCCGAAUUCUACAGCGAUCUGAAAGAAACCCUAUACAAGAUUGAAGACCACGUUAAGGAAAGUUCAACUCGUGGAAAAUGGAUGAAUAGGUUGAUGGCCAAGAAGAAUCAAAAGAGUUUCAAUGAAUUUGAGAAGCAUGUGGAUGAUCUCAUAACACGAAUCGUUUUUUCGUUCGCCCAGCGAGUUCAGCAGCAGAACAUGGCUCGGCAAAAGAAGAAACCGUUGCCAGAGAUACCGGAAGAAGAUGAGUUGUGCGAAUGCAAGAUGGACGUGGAACGUGCUUGUCCGUUAGCAACAAAUGAUGAUACUCCAGGGGAGGGAGUAUCUUUGGCAAGUCAAGAAGAUGACGUGACUGGCGAAAGAUAAAUGUUCAGCUUUGUUGUUAUCUUCUAUGACUCAAAUGCUCGAAAUACAUACGUGAACAGUUGAAAACAGCGCCUGUUAAGUGAAAUGAGCUUUCAUUUUGAAGCUACAACUUAUUCAAAGUUGGUUCAAACAAUCGUGGGAACACACAAACAAGCACUUGAUUGUUACUCCUUUGUUAUCCCCAUCUUUACUAGAACUUUUAGACGCAAAGCUAUUGUUUUAAAAAGAUGUACUUUAUUAAUUAACUUUGAGCCUUUUUAAGUUCCAAGGUCUUUCAAAGAAUUGUUUAUUUAGCUCUGUAUAUGGAUUGGGAAAUAUGGAACACGGUUCCUAUCAAAAGCAUAAAAUACAUAUUUGUGAUCAUUAUUUAUCAGUAAUUUAAUGAUAAUUUUGUAUUUGUUCAGACUUCCUUGCCUACAUUGGGUUGCAUUAGAUUUAGGUGAUGGAAAGCCUAAAAAGUUUGUUUCUCUUUUUUAUCACAAGUGAUGAUACAUACAGUAGAACUCUAAUUACUUGCACCCUUAAG